AUGCAGCUGAUAGAUACAGUCCAACGUUUAGGCGUUGGGUAUCUUUUUGAAAGGGAGGUUGAAGAAGCACUUGAAGACUUAUUUAUCAAUGUCGACGAAGACAACAAUACUGUCAAUCUCUAUCAUACAACUCUCCGCUUCCGACUGCUCAGACAACAGGGCUUGCCAGUUUCUCUUGAUGUGUUUAUGAAGUUGAAGGACAGUGAAGGAAGGUUCAAGGAAUGGUUGUCAUCGGAUGAGCAAGGACUGCUAAGCUUGUAUGAGGCAGCACAUGUGGCCCUCAAUGGAGAGGACAUAUUGGAUGAAAUUUUAAGUUUUGCAACGAGGACCCUCAAGAGGGUCCUCGUCACACACAAUAAGACUACCAACCAUUCAAUAUCCAAAAAACAAAUAGAAUUUUCCCUUCGCUUUCCCAUUUGGAAAUGCAUCCCAAGAUUGAUGACUAGGAACUACAUCGAUCUCUACUCUGAGGACCCUUCCCACGACCCGAAACUCCUCACAUUCGCAAAGUUGGAUUUCAACAGAGUCCAAAAGUUCCAUCAGCAGGAGCUCCAUGAAAUCACCAAGUGGUGGAGCAUUGUUCAAGUAGCCACCAACUUCCCAUAUGCAAGAGACAGAGUCGUGGAGUGCUAUUUUGGUAUGACUGCCAUUUACUUCGAGCCCAAAUAUCGACGGGCAAGAAUGAUACUCAGCAAGAUCUGUUUGACUAUGAUACUUGUGGAUGACACGUAUGACAACUACGCUACAUAUGAAGAGCUUCAAAUUCUCACAAAAGCCAUUGAAAGGCUGGAAAUUGAGGCUCUCGAAACACUACCUGACACGAUGAAGGAUAUUUACCAUAUCAUUCUUAACACAUAUGAAGAAAUCAAGAUGGAACUUGGAAAAAUUGGAUGCUCUUUCGGUGCUGAGUAUGCUAAGGCCGAGCUGAAACGGAUGUGUCGAUCCUUCUUGGUUGAGGCUCGAUGGCGUACUGAAGGCUAUGUUCCAACGGUGGAGGAGUAUAAGACAACUGCAUAUAUCACCAGUAGUUCUCUCAUCGUUCCCACGUAUGCAUUUCUUGGAAUGGGAACAGAAAUAGUGACGAGAGAUGCUCUCAAAUGGCUUACUAAUGAGCCAAAGAUGCUAAGAGCCAUCGGGGCCAUUACUAGGCUCCAUAAUGAUAUCGUAUCUUAUGAGAUGGAGCGAAAGAGAGAGCAUGUGGCUUCUGCUGUGGACUGCUAUAUGAAAGAGCACGUAAAAUCACAAGAGGAAGCCACUGAAAUCAUUUGGAAGGAGAUUUCUGAAGCUUGGAAAGACAUUACUAAAAUGCAUCAGAAACCAACUCCAUUACCUGCGGCUCUAAUAGAACGUCUUCUCAAUUAUGCACGUUUUUAUCAUGUGUUAUAUGAGCAUGGAGAUGCCUACACCCAUCCCCAGCUAAUGAAAGCACAAGUUGCUUCAUUGUUCGUCAAUCCUGUUCCUCUUUAA
Messenger RNA from Linum tenue, 1467 nucleotides. NCBI's taxonomy places the organism in Eukaryota, Viridiplantae, Streptophyta, Magnoliopsida, Malpighiales, Linaceae. The record is from the annotation of a GenBank genome assembly.